AAUAAUAAUUUUACACUUGUAGACAAUUAUUUGAGGAUAAUCCUUACUAUCGUUUAUAUUGGUUAGUAAAUUAAUUCCAGAAGCUAUAUAUUUCAAAUGUAAUAGUUUACUAAAAGGGCAAGCAUGAUUAACAUGGCAAGCCGAGUAGCCAAGCUCUAUUCUGAGUUCUCUAGUCGCCUUCUGAUCAUCUCUAAAUUUAAUUCAUUUGUAUAACACUUAUUCAUUUCGAGGAAAUUUAGCUCUGCUGUUAACCAGUUUUUUAGUUAUUUUGUAUCUCCCCCACGUUAUUUCUUGAGAUUCCUGUCCCACUAUGGCAAUUAUAUAUAGCGAUCCGUAUAAAUUAAAAAUUUUAUUUUAAUCACUACAUUAUUUUAAUAUAUAAAAAUAUGCGUACAUUACACUGAUAUGAAAGCAAUACCGAUAAAUUUUAUCGUGCUCCAUGUUGAGAUCUCUCUCAUGUGACGUGCUUAAAUGGAGAUUAUAAUUGUGCUAUACGUAUAGAUAGAUAUAUGUAACUAUAUAUGUAUUAUGCAUAUAAACGUACGACAUUGGUUCCGCCAACAUUAAUGGCAGAUCUCAAGAAGACGAUUUCGACACUUUCGACAAUGUGUAGAUCUUGUGAUGGUAAGAAUAAGACCUCGAGUUCUAGAAGCUCCACCCAAUCGGAAUUUGCCACGUUUGCUAUGUAAUAAUUCGCUUUGCAAGCAUACCUUAUCUAAUUAAUACAACUUUCAUUAUUCAAAGCAUAACUAAAUCGUCAACGCUAAGUAAAAAACCCUCAUCCCCAAACCUUGUGGAUUCUGUAUAACUGACACCAAUUAAAAUAGUUAAGGGUUAGAAUAAUAACAUGCAAAAUAACUGUAGUGUGAUUUUAAUAAUAUCAAAAUGUAUAAAUACAUUUGUAUAUAUAUAUAUAUAUUUUGUACUAUUAACUUUAACUGAUGUGGUGUAGUUUGGAUCUUCAGAAAUUUUUAUAUAUAAAAAGAAAAAGAAAAUACAAAGAUAAUCUCAUAAAAAUAUUCAUAAUUUUUCCAAGCAAGGCUAUGAACUCCCAAAAGCCCCAUCAACUAUUCCUCAGGUCACUUAUAUAAAAGUGUCUACAUUUUCUGCUAGCAAGGAGAAAAAAUAAAAUUUCUACUGUUUUAGAUUUGGUCUGUCCUUUUUUUUUGUUCAAACAGAUAUGGUGCUGUCCAGAAACCAUCCAAUACUUGAUACAUAUAUUCAAUUGCCUGAGUUGCCCAAAAAAAAAAAAAAAUUCAAUUGCCUGAACGUUUAAGAAAAACCUACUUGACAAAUAUAAGCAAGGGUUGUAUCGUUGUUUUCCACUUUUCUCGUUGUUUUAAAAAAAAAAAAACUGUUUCUUCUGUAAGAUUUAAAGUUUAUUAAAAAGUACAGUAAAAACUCUAUAAAUUAAUAAUGUUAGGACUAUGAUAUUUUAUUAAUUUGCAAAAAGUUUUUUUGGAUUUUUUAUUUUGGAAUAUUUUGUUUUUAUAAAAUAAACAAAAUAAUUGAUUUAAUCGUAUGUACAUUAAUUAAAUUUUUGAAAUUUGACUUUCAGGUUAUUUUUACUGUAUUGUUUGGUGUAUAUAAAUUAUGUUAUAUAAAAUUUAAAUGUGGUUUAGAUAUAACUUUACUAAAUAUUAGCAAAAUAUAUUGAAGUGUUAAGAAAAUAUAAAGGUUAUUCUAUUAUGAAAUAAAAAUAAUAAUACAAUUUUUUUGUAUUUAUAUAAAAUUAUAUAUUCAAAAAUUAUUAAAUUGUGAUUUUAACGGAACAAUAUAUUUAUAUAGGAUUUUCUAUAAUAUUAUUAUUUUAUUAUUUUAUCGAUUUGAGUCAUAUUUGAACUGAUUCAAUUUGUGAUUAAAAUAUUUAUUAAUUUAUAGUAUUUAUUAAUUUAUCUAAUAUUCAUUUAUAAAAUUUAUAAUGUAUGUGUUCAUAGUAAAACCAGAAUAUGGUAACAGUAGAAUUGCUUUUCUACAUAAAUUCCUAUGUAGUUUAGUUUUUCUUUAAAUAAUUAUUAUUUAUGACCUUUUGUAUGGUGAUUUGAUAGCAUUGCAAGAAACAAGUGAAAAUAGUUAAGUGAGUAUCAGCUUAAAGCAAAAUUUAUGAUUAGAAAUAUUAAUGAGAUCAAAGUUAAUCUUGAGCGGCGGGGUAAUAAAAUCGUGAAGAUCUUUCUUUUCUAUAUAGAUUAUGUAAUUUUGAGUUUCUUAGUCCUUUGAUAAAAAAAAUGUAAAAAGUAUGUGUAACAUAUGUUCUCGCAAUUUGUUAAGCAGAAAGCUAACACCACCUUUUGAGAUUUAAUUUUGUAGGAUGAAUAACUUUUUGGAAACCACUAAUUUUGUACGGCAUCCUAAUAUGGACGUGGCAUGUUGGUAAUUGGUAUACUUACAAGCUAGUCAAAGUAAUUCUACUGAUCUAUCAGAAAUUUUUUUUUUGACGAAAAAAUAACCCAAAAUACUAUCUAUCAGAAAUUAUAAGGGCACUGAUUCAAAAUAUAACAUUAAGUUUAGAUAAAUAAAAAUAGCAUAAGAACUAAGAAGUUUAGAUAAAUAAAAAACAAGUGGAUGUUAAAUAGUGUUCCUAACUCGUCGCCAAAAGAAAAAUAGUUCCUAAGUCGAUGGAAAAAAUAAUCAUUGGUAUAAAAUAAUUUUCAUUUUUCCCAUUAAUUUGUAUGCCAUUUGUUAUCUCCAUUGAUUUAUUACAAGUAUAAGAAGAAGCAUCAUAUAUAAGCAAAGUGACACUAUCACUCUCUCUACUUCUCUCUCUCUCUCUCUGAAUCACUCUCUUUUUGAUUUGAAUCACCACAAACUCAUAAUCAAAUACACAAGAAACACACAAAAAAAUUCGACCAGUUCAUCUGAAUCUGAGUCCAAAACUCCCUGCAGAAGCACACAAUAUUCAUGGAGGAGAAGUGGAAGCUGUCGAAGAAAGAGACAACAACUUCUUCUUCCUCUAAGUCAAAGUUCUCAAGAAGCUUCUCAACAAGUGCUUCAUCUGCUAAAUCUCCACUAUUCGCAAGGAGUUCCUCUACUAAAUGCUCUGUUCCCUUAUCCUCAUCUUCUUCAUCUUCAAUCUCUAGAAGCUUCUCAAGAAAAGAGAGAAAAUCGUCUUCCUCUCCAUCUUCUUCUAUCACUCGAAAAUACAGCAGCUUGGCUAAGGAACAAAAGGCAAGGUUUUACAUCAUGAGAAGGUGUGUGGCUAUGCUUGUUUGUUGGCAUAAACAUGGAGAUUCUUAAUUAGAUCUUCCUUUCAUUGUUACUUGUAAUUAGAUCAGUAUGAUUAUUCCAUACAAGUUCAUUGUAAGAAGAAAUUUUUGUUUUAAAAAAAUAGGGUUUCAAUGCCCAUUGUUCCGUAACAUAACAUUUUCCUUAAUUACCUAUCUUUCGUAUGCUACA
Brassica rapa (field mustard) is the source of this 3393-nucleotide messenger RNA. RefSeq lists its product as uncharacterized. Lineage: Eukaryota; Viridiplantae; Streptophyta; Magnoliopsida; Brassicales; Brassicaceae. Gene Ontology annotation, biological process: negative regulation of cell population proliferation. The record is from RefSeq and is a predicted model, not a curated record.